Molecule: messenger RNA, 1164 nt
Organism: Pipistrellus nathusii (Nathusius's pipistrelle)
Lineage: Eukaryota; Metazoa; Chordata; Mammalia; Chiroptera; Vespertilionidae
Source: the annotation of a GenBank genome assembly
AUGGCCUCGCUUUUGGGAACUUACCCGUGGCCCGAGGGGCUUGAGUGCCCAGCCCUGGAAGCCGAGCUGUCCGACGGGCUGUCGCCGCCGGCCGCCCCCCGUCCGCCGGGGGACAAGGGCUCGGAGAGCCGCAUCCGGCGGCCCAUGAACGCCUUCAUGGUGUGGGCCAAGGACGAGAGGAAACGCCUGGCGGUGCAGAACCCGGACCUGCACAACGCAGAGCUCAGCAAGAUGCUGGGAAAGUCUUGGAAGGCGCUGACCCUGUCACAGAAGAGGCCCUACGUGGACGAGGCGGAGCGGCUGCGGUUGCAGCACAUGCAGGACUAUCCCAACUACAAGUACCGCCCGCGCAGGAAGAAGCAGGCCAAGCGCCUCUGCAAGCGCGUGGACCCCGGCUUCCUCCUGAGCUCACUGUCCCGGGACCAGAACGCGCUGCCGGACAAGCGGGGCGGCGGCAGCCGGGGGGCGCUGGGGGACAAAGAGGACCGGGGUGAGUACUCCCCGGGCGCCGCCCUGCCCAGCCUCCGGGGCUGCUACCACGAGGGGCCUGCGGGCGGCGGCGGCGCCCCGGGCAGCACGGACACCUACCCCUACGGGCUGCCCACGCCCCCGGAGAUGUCCCCUUUGGACGCGCUGGAGCCCGAGCAGACCUUCUUCUCCUCCCCGUGCCAGGAGGAGCACGCGCACUCCCACCGCAUCCCGCACCUGCCCCGGCCCCCCUACUCCCCGGAGUACGCCCCCAGCCCUUUGCACUGCCGCCACCCGCUGGGCUCCCUGGCCCUGGGCCAAUCCCCGGGUGUCUCUAUGAUGCCCGCGGUCCCCGGCUGCCCCCCAUCCCCUGCCUAUUACUCCCCCGCCACCUACCACUCUCUCCACUCCAACCUGCACGCCCACCUGGGCCAGCUCUCCCCGCCUCCGGAGCACCCGGGCUUUGACGCGCUGGAUCAGCUGAGCCAGGUGGAACUCCUGGGGGACAUGGAUCGGAAUGAGUUUGACCAGUAUUUGAACACUCCCGGCCACCCAGACUCCGCCGCCGGGGCCGUGGCCCUCAGUGGGCACACCCCCGGCUCUCAGAUGACACCCACGGGCCCCACAGAGACCAGCCUCAUCUCCGUGCUGGCGGAUGCCACGGCCACGUAUUACAACAGCUACAGCGUCUCCUAG